GUUCUCGUCCUGGCCUUACGGAUGUGUGGGAAACACAGGAGAACUAGUUCGGCAGCUUAAAGAGAAACACGGCUGUCCCGGAAGCAAGGAUGAUUGUUCUUAUGAAUGCAUGCAGCUGGGAUUUGAUGGAGCAUUCUGCGGAUAUCGCCAGCCUAAUUACUGCUUCUGCAAAACCACUGUUUCAGCAGAUAUGUGGGCUACAGAAGAAGGAAAAUCACUCCUUGUAGAAAAGCCAGGGCAUUAUCCGUGUACCAGUGGAGAAAAUUGUGACAUGUACUGCACGACGCAAGAAUACAGUGGUGGAUUCUGCACAGAUGCGGAACCCCAAGAAUGCCACUGCUACAAAAUGUCUUCAUACAGUAGUACCUCCUCGUUACUACCUAACCAUAAAACUUGGAGACCAAAAACAGAGGAUCCCUCUGCAGCUAUCAGAAAGUUGUUAAUGAGCACGAAAAAGGUUGCCUUAUUAAAAAUUUCACAGGCCGCAUGGUUAAAGUCGGAGUGCCACUGCAUGGAGUCAGCAUUUCGCCAAACCAUGAGCAACGAAUUGGUUCUAACUGUAGGAUGUCACAUUGCGGAUGUUCCUGGUGCCAAUUCUCAAAACCGGCCAACAGAUGAAAACACUGCAGCAAGACCUGGCUUUGCUGCUGUGACAAAAGCCACCGCUGACAUAAUAGUCAACGUGGUAAAGAAUAAUGAUGAAACUGAACUUCACCUCAGGAUCCUAAGCGACGCACCUGAGCUGCCUUUCGACCUGAAAAAAAAGUACAAGGUCCUAGCCGCAACCGCAACUUGCGCUGUCCUGAAGAUCGCAGAAACAAUAGGUGGUAAGUUGCG
Messenger RNA from Dermacentor andersoni, 837 nucleotides. The record is from RefSeq and is a predicted model, not a curated record. NCBI's taxonomy places the organism in Eukaryota, Metazoa, Arthropoda, Arachnida, Ixodida, Ixodidae.